AUGUCUUCCUCCACGUCGCAAGGCGUUGUUGACCGUGUCCAGCAUUUCGUCUCCGAGAACAAGCGUACUCUCAUAAUUGGCACAGCAGCAAUUGUUGUUGCCAUCGGUGGUGUCGCGUACCUUGCCUCGACGUCACGGAGCUCCCAAGGAGAUGCUGAGAAGGGAGAGCGCAAGAAGGACAAGAAGAAGUCUUCAAAAAAGCGCAAAACGGUGAAGGAUCAGGAUGGCCCCAUUCUUGAGGAGCGUUCGCCCAAGGUUGCUGAGGAAGAGACGGAGGAGCUCAAGCUUACAGCGGAGCAGAUUGCCCAGAUGUCAACCGAGGAACGGUCAAAAGCUGCCGCGUCAUUGAAGGCGAAGGGCAACCAAGCAUACCAGCAGCGCAAGUUCAGUACCGCCAUUGACCUCUACACUCGUGCGAUAGAAGUCACACCAAAACCGGAACCUGUCUUCUUCAGCAACCGUGCGGCUUGCUAUGUCAACAUCAGUCCUCCUCAACACGAGAAGGUGAUAGAAGACUGCGAUGAGGCACUAAAGCUCGACUCGAAUUACGUGAAGGCGCUGAACCGUCGGGCUACGGCGCUCGAAGCGCUGGAACAAUUUGAAGGAGCAUUGCGCGACUACACUGCCGCCACAAUCCUCGACAAGUUCCAGAACGAGUCUGCAGCGCAGUCAGUUGAACGGGUAUUAAAGAAACUGUCAUCCAAAAAGGCGACAGAUAUACUAUCCACUCGUGUCCAACGUCUUCCGUCCCAUACGUUUGUUUCGGCGUAUUUCGGAGCGUUCCGGUCAAGAUCGCUGCCCGUCCUCCCGGAAAAUUUGUCGACCGGAGAUAACACUUUGAUCUUGUCUCUUCAGGCAUUGACGGCGGGCGACUACAUUCACUCACUGUCACUCGUGAACGAGGCUAUUGAGCAGGGAAUCUCUUGGAACGAGGGCAAAGCAGAGGCGCUAAACCUUCGUGGCACGUACAAGUUCUUGAUGACCGAUGUCGUCGGUGCCAAGGAGGAUUUUCUUGCGUCAAUUGAUCUGCAGCCCUCACUAACUCAGACUUGGGUGAAGAUUGCCAGCGUAUACAUGGAGCAGGGCGAUCCCAAGAAGGCGUUUGAAUGCUUCGAGGAAGCCAUCAAGCAUAACGCCGAUGACCCUGAUAUCUACUACCAUCGUGGUCAAGUCCUGUUCAUCAUGAACGAAUUCACAGAAGCGGCACAAAAUUACACGAAGUCCACUGAGCUGGAUGACCAAUUCGUGUUUAGCCACAUCCAACUCGCGGUCGCACAGUACAAAGCUGGUAAUUUAGUGAACAGCAUGGCGACAUUCCGAAGGACGCUCAAGGCGUUCCCGGGGCGUAGCGAGCCACAGAACUAUUACGGCGAGCUUCUCUUGGAUCAGCAGCGGUUCCAAGAUGCCGUGGAGAAGUUCGAUCGUGCCAUCGAACUCGAGAACUCGAAGCCACCACCGAUCAAUGCGUUGCCCCAAGUUAACAAGGGGCUCGCGCUGUACCAAUGGAAGCAAGACAUCGGUGCUGCCGAGCGUUGUUGCCAGGAGGCGCUGCGGAUCGACCCAGAAUGCGAGGCGGCAGUGGCGACCCUUGCCCAGCUUAGCUUGCAACAGGGUAAGAUUGAUGUUGCGAUGGAUAUGUUCGAGCGUCAGGCGGAUCUCGCUCGAAGCGAACCGGAGCUUAUGAAUGCACUCACAUAUCAAUUUGCCACGGCCGCUCAAGUCGAGUUCAUGAAGAACUAUCCGGCGAUGGCUGGCCAGCUGAACCAGAUGGCAAGAAACAUGAUGUGA
Molecule: messenger RNA, 1788 nt
Organism: Sparassis crispa
Lineage: Eukaryota; Fungi; Basidiomycota; Agaricomycetes; Polyporales; Sparassidaceae
Product: Mitochondrial import receptor subunit tom70
Exons: 12
Coding region: 1-1788 (595 amino acids)
Molecular function (GO): protein binding
Source: RefSeq, a predicted model, not a curated record